Molecule: messenger RNA, 678 nt
Organism: Scheffersomyces amazonensis
Lineage: Eukaryota; Fungi; Ascomycota; Pichiomycetes; Serinales; Debaryomycetaceae
Product: CDP-diacylglycerol--inositol 3-phosphatidyltransferase
Exons: 1
Coding region: 1-678 (225 amino acids)
Biological process (GO): phosphatidylinositol biosynthetic process
Cellular component (GO): membrane; Golgi apparatus
Molecular function (GO): CDP-diacylglycerol-inositol 3-phosphatidyltransferase activity
Source: RefSeq, a predicted model, not a curated record
AUGUCUAUAGAUCAACAACCAGAACCAGUGGCCACUUCGGGUGCGUCUAACAGUAAGAAAGUUGAAGUUAGAGAUAUUUUUUUCUAUAUUCCUAAUUUAAUUGGAUACUUUCGAAUCAUUACUGCUGUUCUUUCAUUUAUAUCUAUGAGAAAUCAUCCAAUUAUUACUUUAGUUUUAUAUGGUAUAUCCGGAUUUCUUGAUGCCUUUGAUGGUUAUGCCGCUAGAAAAUUUAAUCAAGGUACAAGAUUUGGAGCUGUAUUAGAUAUGGUAACUGAUAGAUGUGCUACAAGUUCAUUAAUUGUUUAUUUGGCAACAAUUUAUCCAUCUUAUACUUUAUUAUGGCAAUUACUUGUAUCAUUAGAUUUAGCAUCUCAUUAUAUGCAUAUGUAUGCUAUGCAAAGUAGUGGUUCAACCUCUCAUAAAAAUGUUGAUCAAAGUCAAUCUUAUAUUUUAUCAUUAUAUUAUACAAAUCGUACGGUCCUUUUUGUUGUAUGUUUAGUUAAUGAAUUAUUUUAUGUGGCUAUUUAUUUACAUUAUUAUAAUUAUUUUUGGUUUGGAACUUUAUUGGCUUGGUUAUCUGCUCCUAUUUGGUUAUUUAAGCAAUUUGCCAAUGUGAUUCAAUUGAAUGGGGCUUCAGUUAUUUUGGCUAGAAUGGAUGCUGAGGAUAAGUCAAAGUGA